AUGGAGUAGAAUUGGAGAAUAAUGUAAAAAGAUUUUAUAAAGUAUGUAAUUAACGUUAGUGCUGGUGGAUUUUAUGAUGAAAGAGGGGAAAUUAAGCUUGGCUAAUGGACUGAUUUGUUUGAGGGAUUUUAGUCUUCCUCUUAAAUAACUUGUAAUGGUCAAUAUGAAAAUGGCGAAAAUAUUGAAAGAUGGACAUUUUAUACAAGAAUUAAUCCAAGCAUACAUCGUUUAUCGGAAUUAAAUUACUAUUGCCCUUAUAAUUUUUGAGAUAUAGACCUACAAAUAUAGUAGGAAUAAAAAUUGGUUAUUGGAUAGAGGAAGAUAAAAAUUGUGAUUGGGAUUCAUAAAUCAUUUAUUGUGGGAAUUAUCAUAGAGGUAAAAAAAUUGGAAGAUAGGAUAUUUAAAAUAAUAAAAAGGUUGCCACAUGGAAAGAAGAGAAAAAAAGAAAGGUAAAAAGUAUACAUUUAGGCAGGAAUUUCAAAGAAUUGAUAAAAAUAGCCUAGAAUGGUAAUAGGUCGGAACAAAGAGAUUGUAGGAAAUGCGUAUUAACAAGUAUUUACUUUAGCAAUACUGUAACCAUUAUAAGUAUGUGAGAAUAUGUAGAAAUAAUCAUCAGUAUUCUUAAGGUAUGAUUUUUUGUUUCCGUCACAAUUUUAGUAGGUUUUAUUAUCUGCAUUUUCAAUAUUAUAUUUAUCUUCUGAGGAUAUAUGA
Paramecium primaurelia is the source of this 711-nucleotide messenger RNA. The record is from the annotation of a GenBank genome assembly. NCBI's taxonomy places the organism in Eukaryota, Ciliophora, Oligohymenophorea, Peniculida, Parameciidae.